Messenger RNA from Effrenium voratum, 2072 nucleotides. NCBI's taxonomy places the organism in Eukaryota, Dinophyceae, Suessiales, Symbiodiniaceae. The record is from the annotation of a GenBank genome assembly.
AGUGCCUUUUGGCUGAUACGGGUGCCGAUUCGCCCGAUUCGGCGCGCAAGGCAACCUGAUGGCGGAGUCAUCUCGCGAAGCAGUCGAGGCGCGGCUGACGGAGUUGGAGGCCCAUGGCCUCAUGUCAGAAGGGCAACCAGACGAAUCAGCGCUGGUGUACCUGCGCAAUUGCGACCCUACCAUUGCGCUGGAAGCCCUGGAGCAGUGGGAGCAGGGGUCCUUCCACACCCGGGACAACCCCUCCGCGUCGCUGGUCAGCCUGCUAAAACGCCUGAACCGGCAAGGCCACAAUCUUGCUGUAAGAGGCGCGGUCGAACCAGACCAAGCAGCAGAAGAGCAGGUGGAGGAACUCUUGUCCCAGUACGGCGACAAGAUCGACGACAGCGCCAAGAAGGCCCUGCACACCUUGGGCCCGAUUCAGGCUGCGUCGAUCCUCAUGGACAUAGAUCAGCAGGGGGACGGCAUUCGCAACCCCUCAGCGUUUAUUAUGAGCGCUGUGAAGAGGAACUCCGGCCAGGAGGGAAGCUCCAGUUCUGGCCGCAGGAGUUCCAGUGGGGCAAAGAGAGAACCUCGUCUGGAGCAAGGCCCUUAUGCUGAUCAUCGGUCUGAUGAUCGCCAUAGCUCAUACUCGCGGCGGCGCGACAAUGACAGGGGCGGCUAUGACAGGGGUGAUGACAGGGGCUACGACAGAGGCAGCACCUAUGAGAGGGGCAGCGCCUACGACAGCGGCGCCAAAGAUAGAAGCUCUAGGUACAAUGGAGGGGCCUACGGUAGCUACGGCAGUGAUAGAAAUUCCAGAUACGAGGAUGGCCACGCAGGUGGCAGUUACUCCAGUGGCGGCAAGAGAAGUAGAUACAGUGAUUACGACAGGGGCGGAAGCCUGGAGGGACAAAUCGAAUCGUUGCUGGAAGGCCUGGACAUCGACGAGAGCGCUCGAGGCCAUUUGGCCUCUGUGCCGGAGGAGUCUCAGGUGCAGCUUCUGGAGGAACUGUCACGGGACAGCCAAGUCAUCCGGAAUCACUCAGCCUUCACCAUCGCCACGGUGAAGAAAAUCAAAGACGGGAAGUAUCGCCCUCGAAACCCGCGCGACUCUGGCGGAGGUCGGGAGCGGGAAAGUGGUUACAGCCAUUCCAGAACCAGAAGCAGCUACCACGAAAGCCGCAAGGAAGCAGAAGAGGAGGCCAGAUGGCCCUCUUACUCGCAGUCCACCUGGUCCUCGCUUGAUGAGAAGGCACAGGCUAUGGUGAAUACCCUCUCGCAGGAGGCUGCAGCUGCAUUGCUCAGCGAGUUGGAGUCGAAAAUGGCAACCGUCAACAAUCCUUCUGCUUUCGUUUGUAGCCAAGCUCGACGUUACAGAAGAUAUGGCCAGGAGAAUUACGAGGAUCGCUCAUCCGGAAACAGGUACCGAGCCUACGAGCGGCAAAGAAGCCGAAGCCCGCGACGCGAGCCAGGCGUGAAUCUCACCGAGCCGGAUGACUACGAGGAUGCAGACGCUGAGAAGCCACAGGAUCAGGUGGUCAAGUUUGUCAACGAGAAUAAGCUCGGGUUAGAUGACAGAGCCAUGAAAGCUUUGUGCUCUGUGCCGGCCAUGCAGGCUGUCCAAGUCAUGAGGGACUUGAUGGACUUGCUGGAUGAGGGCAAGGACGUCAGGAAAGGCUCUGCUUAUGUCUUGAAGGCCUGUCGGGAGAUCGCCCAAGAUGCUGGCUGGACUCCACACGAGGUCAAUGGAUCUGACGGACUAGAUGAAGAGGAUGACACGGAGGUGCCGGCCGACUGGCGCUCGAUGCCGCUGCGCAAGUGGCUCAAGAGUGUUGAUGGCGGCAAGGGAUUUCUGAUGCAGUAUGAGGAGCCGCUGAUGGCCAAUUAUGACACACUUGAGCAGAUCAUGGAGCUCUAUGUGACACCUCCUGGCGAUGAUGGCAAGAUUGCCAUUGACCAGACUUUCUUCGAUGACUUGAAGGUGGAGAAGACUGGUCACAAGCGGCUCUUUGAGAAGUGGUUCAACGACCAGUGGGACUUAUGAGCUUUGGAGCUGGCCUUGAGGGGUACCGUAAGGACCCAGUGCUUCAAGC